Daldinia caldariorum is the source of this 1230-nucleotide messenger RNA. RefSeq names its product putative oxalate decarboxylase oxdC. NCBI's taxonomy places the organism in Eukaryota, Fungi, Ascomycota, Sordariomycetes, Xylariales, Hypoxylaceae. Bases 1 to 1230 code for a protein of 409 amino acids. The transcript is spliced from 6 exons. The record is from RefSeq and is a predicted model, not a curated record. Gene Ontology annotation, biological process: oxalate metabolic process.
AUGAGGGCUCUUCAGACUUCCUCCAUACUUCUCGCAGCAUGGGGUGUCAGCGGCUCUGUCAUAGAGCGUCAAAGUCAGGGCGGCUUUGAAAACGGCCAGCCUAUCGAUGGUAAUGGAAAGGGCGCUCCAUUCUCAGGCGGAACAAAUCAUGCCCUUGACCUUCAGAACCCAGACAAUCUUGGUCGGCAGAGCACGGACAACGGCGUUGUUCCUAACCUCAAGUGGAGCUUCUCAGACUCUAAGACCAGAAUCUUGAGGGGCGGUUGGGUUCGAGAGCAAGUUGUCACAGAUCUGCCUAGCAGUAAGCAGAUCUCGUCUGCUCAGCAACAUUUGACUAAGGGCUCGGUCCGUGAGCUUCACUGGCAUAGAGUCGCCGAGUGGGGAUAUGUUUACGCUGGGUCGAUCCUAGUCUCAGGGGUCAAUCAAGAUGGUCAAUUCGAAGUUGCUAAGCUCGACGAAGGAGACGUCUGGUAUUUCCCCAAGGGUGUGGCUCAUACUGUCCAAGGUCUUGAGGAGGAAAAUGAAUUCCUCUUAAUAUUUGACGACGGUGACUUCGAUGCUGUCGGGACAACCUUCAAUGUAGAUGAUUGGAUCACACAUACUCCCAAAUCGAUUCUUGCCAAGAACUUCGGACUACCUGAGUCUGUCUUCGGUUCGGUGCCGUCACCAAACCCGUACAUCGUCAACGGAACUAUUGACAAUCACAACGUGACUGGCGGCAAUGGCGAACUUACUGGUAAUGCCUCAUUCGCUUACUACUCGAAAGACCACCCCCUAGAAAAAGUGCCAGGAGAGGGUGGCACGCUUCGCAUUGUUGACUCGAGGACAUUUCCCAUCGCGACAACAAUAGCCGCCAGUAUUGUCACUCUUAAACCCGGCGGUCUAAGAGAGCUGCACUGGCAUCCAAACGCUGAAGAAUGGCUUUAUUUCCAUAAAGGCCAAGGGCGCGCGACCGUAUUCAUAGGCAGCGCUGCUGCUCGGACAUUUGACUUUAGAGCAGGGGAUACCGGCGUGUUCCCGGACAAUAGCGGUCAUUACAUCGAGAACACCUCAGACACCGAUGAGUUGGUUUGGAUUGAGAUAUACAAGAGCGACCGAGUCGAGGAUAUCUCCUUGACCCAGUGGCUCGCGUUAACACCGGCGGGUAUCGUAGCUACAGCUUUAAAUAUCCCGCUCGAGGUAGCGGAGAACUUACAGAAGGAGAAACAGAUCCUUAUCAAAGAGAAGUGA